Messenger RNA from Mercenaria mercenaria, 6384 nucleotides. RefSeq names its product stimulated by retinoic acid gene 6 protein-like. Lineage: Eukaryota; Metazoa; Mollusca; Bivalvia; Venerida; Veneridae. The transcript is spliced from 18 exons. The record is from RefSeq and is a predicted model, not a curated record. The coding region runs from base 201 to 2246 and encodes 681 amino acids. Gene Ontology annotation, molecular function: signaling receptor activity; retinol transmembrane transporter activity. Gene Ontology annotation, cellular component: plasma membrane. Gene Ontology annotation, biological process: vitamin A import into cell.
CAUUACACGCCAGUCUUCCAUACGCUUUACGAUUAACUAAAAAGGUAUCUGUUACAACUAUUUUCGGAAAAUAUUGCGACCCGUUUAUUUGAUGUUUCUUUCCAAAAAUCAGUGUUGGAUUUAUCAGUUUUUGUGAUGCUGACUGUAUUGAUUUUAACACCAGGAACAAAUACAGACGGAACCUAAAUAACAAAAGCACAAUGUCGGUUGUCGAGGAUAAAAUGUUACAGUAUUGUAACGACAACGUUUUCCGAGCCACUAUAUCAACUAAAUAUAUACACUGGUUUCUCAUCCCAGCCGUAGGGAUAAUGAUACUACUUUCCUUCCUUGAAAAGCGAAAAACCGUCAAACCGGACUUGUUAGGCGGCCGACCAGCUCUUGUUCGGCCGCUAGGUUUUCUUGACGAACCAAGUAACCGUUGGGGUGUUAUGUUUGUAUUUGGUUCAGUGACCGGAAACAUUAUACAGGUAGCACAAAAAACAUUAUCAGAUGAACUCGAUUGGCCAAUCUGGGCAAAAAUAUUUCUGGUAUAUAUUUUAUGUCUGGAGACAAGUGUUAUUUGCUACCCAUUAUUCGCCUGUAUGACAAGCCGACAUAAAUUAGUUGGUGCCACCACAGGACUUCUUUAUUCCAUAGGAUGGUUUAUUUUUGAGCUCUUCCAAAGCAUUCAGAUUGGAAGAUGUUUCGUGAAGUACCCGGAUAGGAAUGUGAAUUACGCAGCCCACAUUCUAAUACAAGAAAUGCCGGUAACUACCUGUGAUUUCUUGGUAGUGUUAAAGUUCUGCUGGAAGCUCUACAAGUGUUUCAAGAAAGGAGUCUACAAAAUCAGCCAUGAGGAUCAAGUAAAACUGUGUAAGAAUUUUCAUUUAACAUAUGUGAAACAUCUUGUCAACAGGCAUUGCAAGAAUGUAACUAAAGACAGAACCUGGAAGCAAAAGAUACAGUCUAAGAUAAUGCGACCAGUACCAGGCUUCCGAUUUCCUAUUGCUGUCAUGGUUACAACUUUCAUGUCCUGUGUUAUGUUGUACAUGGUUGGUCUAUACUGUGCAGAGUUUAUGGAGAUUCGUGCUAAAUAUUACUUCCCAGACUUUGUGGAUCUUUUACAGGCUGCGAAUGUUGUUGCCACAAUAAUAACAAUGAUGUGUGGAAUCAGGAACAUCUAUCUCUUCCUCAUGAACUACAGGCGAGAUAUGUUACUCAUGUAUAAAGGUGACAGAAGUUUCGUUCCAAAUACUGUACAGACGCCAUCACCAAAUGUUUACAUGGCUCAGGGGAUGAGAUUUAUCGGUACGUCGAUUACUGGAAUGCUUUGGGGUACAGUGUUUUGCUUCCUACUGGUAUAUGUACCAUUAGCGUUAAUGAUGAUGAUUAUCAAACUCCUUGGUCAGAGAGAGAAACUUGACGACAUGUGGAAACAGUUCCAGUGGCUCAUUUAUCCCGCUUGUAUGAUCUUCAUUUUCAAACUGCAAGUUUUCUUAAUUGGUCGAUUUUUCAUUCAACCGAAACUUGAUGUUGAAGACAAGUACAGGCCUUUGGCUGUUGAUAAUAGGAAUGCUUACGACGUCUUUAGUUUCUUCAUGAUUUUUCUCAAUGCCAGUAUUGGGUUGUUUGCUUUCCUUAAACGAAUUUUGGUCGGUGCCUUUCUUGGUGUGUUUUUGAUUCCACGGAUGGACAGAAGUUUGCUAAUGCGAGGUUAUGAAGCAAUGGAUAAAUGUUAUGUUAAUUACGUCGGCAUGAUAAUGGUAGACGUAUCUCACAAUCACCCCAUCAUGCGCGUCUUCUGUUUUCUGGUGAAAUCUGAUGUGGAAGACAGACGGGACAGAAAACCGUUACGGUCCGCAGUAGAAAAUGCUGAAUAUGGAAAUUUGAGCUUUUCUGCACAUAUUCCUAUAGAAACGGGAAACAGCAGAGCAAGGAGGAGAUGGUGGCUUGCAUAUACUUUGAUUCGAAACCCGUCACUAAUGGCAACGCGAAUUCAUGAAUCUAAGAAUGAAUCUCCGCGUGGAGCUACUCUAGAGCUUACAGACAUCACCUAUUCUCCUAAAACAGCUACUGUAGAUCAAGACCUAUCAGCGGAUACCUGGGGAUUUUCUAUAAAGUGUUGUAAAAGAUACAAAUUUAAGAUCCCGCCAAAUAUUGUGAUCAAUUUCAUGGCUCUGAUUGUACUUUUGUCAGUGCUUGUCAUUUACACCGGUCUGCCUUUGUUGAUUAAUGAUAUGGUUGAAGAGGUAGCAAGAGAAUUGUAAAAUGUUGUAGAAUUUAUGUAGCUGUCAAGAUAAUAAGUAUUUGAGUUUUUGCAUUCACGUCUUGCCUUAAGGUAGUUCUGCACUUUUGGAUCGAAAUUUUAGAAAAAUCAGCAAAAAAAAAAUGAUAGAGUCGUGUGCUUGAUUUUUUGCUAGACUGAAUUGAAAAAUUUGAACCUCACGCAAUAUUUCAUAAUGGGAAUCUAUGGGAAAAUCAUAACUUUCAUAACAUUUUCGCAAAUAAAUUUUUUUCUACAAUGUAGAUUUUAAUGAAACUUCUCACAAUGAUAAAUAAACACAUGACCUAUAAAUUGGUGAAAUAAAUAUAUAGGUCCGUGUGCUUAUUUUUGAGAUAUUUGACCAUGAUUAAAGUGGACCGGAUAUUUCACGCUAAUUUCAAGACAUUAUUUUGAAUUGUUUGACGUGUCAUAUGUUUUAAUAUCAUAUUUUGACUUAAGAAAUAUAGGAACAGUGCCAUUGUAAUAAAUUUACUCACAAGUUUCGAUUAAUUCAUAAAAUGAUUUUAAUUUCCGUACGCUGAACCCAGACUUUAUUCUACGUUUUCCGGAUAAAUGACGUUACGCCAUCACUUCCGGGUUAUCAAACGUGUAAAACUACCUUAAGACUAAUGUAGUUUAAAUCAAUGUACACGAAAACAUAUAAAAAAAAAGUUUCAGCAUUCUGAGAAGUCAAAUUGUUGUUGUUUUAUCACAGAAAUUAGAAAAUAAAUUCUGUUAUCACAGUGAUUAUAAACAGAGAUACAUUGGAAUUAGGGACACCAUACAUAAAUACAUUAUUAUAUUUCUGUUUUCAGAAUUGCAGCCUUUUCAGACACACUUUGUUCACAUUGAAUGAGAUAAACAAAAUGAUUGAUUUAAAUACAAACUUGGACUUUAAUUAAUAUUUGUAUGCUUCGCUCAAUUGCACAGGUAUGAAAUAGUAGAUGCUGCACUUAUGUUAAAUAAUAUUCAGCUGCCAGAUAUUAGAAAGUAUGUUACUGUGUAUAAAUAUAUACUACUGUUUGCAGAUCAAAUUGCCCCUUCAACAUUUUUCAGAUCGAUAGAGUUGUACAUUUACGUCACAAAAACUGUGAAGCUGAAGCUAUUUUUGGAGUAAUCCUGACAGGUUAACCCCGCCUCAUCCGCAAGAAAUUAUUCAUUCACCUUGUCGUAAAACUUUUUUUUCUUUAUCUUUACGUCACACAAAGCGCGCGCGCUGACUCUAUACUUGCAUACAUUGUAAAGUGCAAUAAGGUGAUAAAUAGAUAUGUUUUAAAAGUAGAAUGUUGAAUAUUUCAACUACGUUCAAAUGAAAACAGCGUUUUUUGUUUGUUAUGACAAUUAUUAUCGACGAAAUUUCCAUCCACGCAAGGUAUAGGCCUAUAAGGUUUUAUAGAAAAAUAUCAUUGAACCUUCCAGUUACGCAACACUUGUAGAUCUAAUUGUCAUAUCCAUAAAACUGAUUUAUUUGAUAUUCAAACUUCUGCAGAGUCUUCCGUAGCUUAACUAUCGCAAAUCCAGCUCCAUGAUUAUAGAUUUACUUUUUUAUUUUAUUUUUUGGUGGGGUUUAGCUUCUACUUGUAUGAAUUUAUCUACUAGGCCUAUUUAUUUGAAGUCGUUUAAAUACUAUUUCAGUUAUUUACAUACAGGCAGUUGAUAAGCCUUGUCUUCGUUCAUGGAAAGAACCAGUUAUAGACACACGUAAGUCAAAAUAUUCGACGUUUAGUUUGUUGUAUACAUGUAUUUGUGACGGUCACUCUAAAAGGACCAAAAUAAUUGAGGAUGAAUAACAGUACACCGUCAUGUAAAGUUAUUGGUUUUAUCGCUUGCACAUUAUAUGUAACGUUAAUCGUGUUAAGGGGAAUUAUGUUAACUUUUACAUAAAUUAAUGAGGAAUUGAAUCCCACUUUUGAUUAGUCUAAAUAAUGAGACCUCGAGUAGACCGAUUUUACAUUUUGAUAUAUUACGUUGUCUACCUAAAGGGGAUAUCAACCAGUCAAAAAAUAUAACGAUAUUCAAUACAAUCUGAAACUCAACUCUUGAGUAAAAUUAUUUGGACUACCUUUUGAUUAAUGUAAGUUUUAUUUGAAUUUAUCUUAUAUUCGCAACAAUAUCAGCAUUUAAACCCAAAUCUGGCGACGACAAUUUCUUUCGAGUGGAGAAAACUACUCGUAACUGUUUCCUAGGAUCGCGUCAAAUUAGUUAGACUAAGACUCACAUAUUCCGUAAGAAAUUGCCGACUUUUUUUCAAUUAAGGAAGCAUGGUCGGUUCCGGGAAUCGAAUUUAUGCCCUUCAAUCAACGAUGAGCGAAUCCAACAACUCGAGUCAGUCACGUUUUAUAAUUAUUGUUAAAAAACUAAACACGAGGUACAUUAUUUAAAAGUAUGCAGCAAAAGGUACUAAAAUUUAGGCAGAAAAAGGCCUGUAAUGUACAAGAGGGUGUCUUUUUUUCUUAUCCACGCUACCUAAAUGUAGUUUGCAUUGUGGCAAGAUUCAUUUAAAUUUUAAAUGAAGAUUAGUUCUAGUACAUCUGUUACAAUCCAGUUAAACACCUUCUCGGUCAGGCAGCCUAUGUAAACAAGUUCAUUCAGUAAUUUUUACUCGUAUCGGAAAGGCGGAGUUACCUGUAUAGACGAGAUCCAAAAAUAGCUCCAGCAUCGCUGUAAAGGUACAAGUUUAUCGAUUUAAGAAAAGACGAAAGGGCAAUUUGAUCUGCAAACAGUAGUACUAUAUUCUAAAUUAUAUUCUUCAACAAUAACUAUUUUUUAUAUAUACUCAAACGCAAAAGAAAGUGUGCACUUUUUAAAUUUGAAUAUUCUCAGUUCUAAAAUAAGUAUCCGUCUACAAUUUGCAACAUACUUUGCUCGAAGCAUGUACUAUUGACCUUCCUUCAAUUUUACGAUAAAAACUGGGUGGAGUCAAGAUAACUAGCGAUAGUGGAAUUUUGUACGAUUUGCACGUGCUGCCCAUAGGAAAUGUACAUGUCUACAAAAACGUGUUUGUCAGUUUUCUUAUACAUUUUGUGAAAGGAAAAGCACAUUAGAUUUCAAAUCUGUGCUGUAAUAAAAUGCCAUGACUUAGUGAAACUCAGCGAAUUGAAGCAUUAACAAUGCUUCAACGGGGUGACAACGUUAUUUACGUCAGCAGAACGUUUGGGUGCCAAAGUAAUGUCAUAAUUCUUUGCACCAGCAUUUUCAGCAAACUGGCCGAGUUGCUGUACGCCAUAGACCCAGCAGACCUCGGAUGAUAACCGCUACUCAUGAAUGGAAUAAAAUUCCUCGCGACGUCAUUCUACUGUUAUGUUAGGCCUAAGCGUCUCCAUACCCCCAUAAAUGUCAAAAUUUUGAAAAUAAUCGAAACACAUCAAAUUGGCCAUAACCUGCACUAAAUUUUGGCACCAAACAUGACAUACUUUUAGACAAAAUAAUCUACUUCAAACAACAUAAUCUACUUCAGUUGAAGAAAACCUGAGUGCACACUUUCUUUUGCGUUUGAGUAUAUAUUUUAUUAGGUAACAUAUUUAUCAAACAGUCCUUUCUUGCACUUGAUUUAAAAUCAAUUACUACAAACACAGUUUUACUUAAAGAGGAAUUAUGCGCAUUUUAAAGUACAAAUCCAGCUGAAAUAGAUGUAUGUGUAAAAAAGGUGGAGGAAAUUACAGCUUUUAAUCCAAUGUACAAAAUACUUCCUGUUACUUGUACGAAAACAAAUCCAAAUACGACUUUUCUUAUUUUGACUGGGGCAGUCUCUUUUAAUAAAAGUUAAACUGUACAUAGGAUUUGCCUCCCUUCAACUUCAGAAACAUCAACCUAUAGGUAAGGAGAAACACUUCUUAGAAGAUUGAAGAAAAGAACUAUUAUUUUAUUAGUCCGAUUUCUUUAAAUCUAAAGCACCAACUUCAAAUAAUUAUGCGACAUUAUCGUUAAUUUAACAAAUUUAAAUGCACACCAACCAAAAAUAUUUUUUAUAAAACAUUUACCAAAACACACUAUAUGCGGUAAGAUGCACAUAAUGCCAUUUUAAUUACUAAUUACGUUUUCUCUAAGUAUGACUGUGUAUUGUGUGAAUGGGAUAUGCAUUCUGAUUACGACAAUUGCAUCAUGGCUUAUCAAAUUUAUAAUCAAGUAAAUUUUCAUAUGUU